UUAGAUGCAUCAGCAAGAGAAGACAAAGACAAAGACAGUUCCACAAUUCCAUGCUCUCCUUUGGCAAGCUCUGUACCAUCUAUGAGAAAAGACAAAAGGGCAGCAGCAUGCAACUCACCUCGAAUGGUGGAAGUAUGCAGCACUUUGCAAGUAAAUGACAAGUAGUUAAAUCUGAGACAAACCUUGUUCUAGGCAUUGAGACUGCUCCAUAAGUUUGUGGAAGGGUCAAUGGAAGGGUUAGGAGAAGGUACCUACUCAUUCAUAUAUCAGGACUUUUUACAUGUACAAAACUCCACCCAAUUGACCAAUUCCAUUCACCCAGCUGGUUUCUCUGUUGUACUGAUCUCAUCUUCACCUCCUCUCUUCAAUGCAAUCAAUUCAUUUGCCUGGCACCCCAUUAAUUUCUCCAGCCAUUAAGGAUCCCAUCUCCCCAUCUUCCUCAAAUUGACCUGAAAAUUUGCUUCUCCUACCACCUGCAGAGAUCAAAAGAAUGCUCACUCCAGCAGCAAUUCUAAGAGAGUCUGGAACUCAGAGACAGUGGUGAUCCUGGUGAGUCUCUUCUCUCCCUUUCUCUCUCUCUCUCUCUCUCUCUCUCUCUCUCUCUCAUGUUUCCCACUUCGUAUGCCUUAACGAAGCAUGGACUGGGUGUUUCAUGAAAGCAUCAGGGGGAUAUCUUCUUCUCCAUAUCCUCUUUCACUCCCAUUAGCAGUCCUCCCACCACCACCAUCACCCCCUCCACCUCCUCCUGUUGUUAAUAUCGAGAAUAGGAUCAGUCCUAGUAUUCUCCUGAUAAUUAUCAUACUUGCAAUCAUCUUCUUCAUCUCUGGGCUGCUCCACCUACUUGUGAGAUACCUCCUGAGACCCAUCAACAGGGAACCAGAAGCCACAGAGAACUCGACAGCACUCCAGGGCCAGUUGCAGCAGUUGUUCCAUCUCCAUGAUGCAGGGGUCGACCAGUCCUUCAUAGACACCCUCCCAGUCUUUCCCUACAAAGCCAUCAUCGGCCUCAAGGACCCAUUUGACUGUGCUGUGUGCCUCUGUGAGUUUGAGGCUGAUGACAAGCUCAGGCUGCUCCCAAAGUGCAGCCAUGCCUUCCAUGUAGAGUGUAUAGAUACUUGGCUCUUGUCCCACUCCACCUGCCCCCUCUGCAGAAGAAGCCUCCACCCUGACUUCUCUCCUCCAACCAGUUGUAGCCCCUUACUCCUUGUUCUUGAGUCUGGGAGUGAGAGUUCAAGGGAGAGUGUUUCUGAGAGGGGGGACUCCUUCUCUAAUACUGGUCUUGUUUGUCAUGGAGAUGAUGAUGGCCCUGGGACUUCUAUCAAUGAUACUUCACAAAAGCCAGUGGAGAUCACUGCAAAGGAAGAAGCUCGCUCGGUAGUGGCAGCCUCAGAGGCUGAUGAAACAGAGGUAGUACCUGUCAAGCUCGGCAAGUUUAGGAGUGUGGAUGGUGAUGGAGCUGUUGGUGAAGGCAGUAGCACUGCAAACAGUACUCUGGACCAGAGGAGGUGCUUCUCCAUGGGUUCCUAUGAGUAUGUGAUGGAUGAGAGGUCCUUGCUUCAGGUUCCCAUUAAGCCACCAAAGAAACCAAUCGUCCACAGGCCCGGGCACCGGGAUGCAAUCUCGGAAUGUGAUUACCAUUCAAAAAGGGAGGCAUUUAAAGGACUGGAUGCACUAAGAGCUGCCGAGUUCAGAGAUGGUGGUGGUAAUGCUAGUAUUAGCCGCAAUCAGCAUAAGAAAGAAAGCUUCUCAGUCUCCAAGAUAUGGCUUCGGUCCAAGAAAGAGAAGCCCAUGGCCGAUGACUCUUCCCGGCGAGCAUUAUCUUUCCGGUUGCCAUUGCAUCGGGCGGUGAUGACCGAUGAAUCAAAGCUGAAGAGCCGUGCCAGCCCUGCUGCUACUGCAUCUGAAUUCAACGUUUCGACAUGGGAGAAGAGCUCAAGUGAAGUAGAUCUGGAUGCGGAGGUAGGAAGCUCCAAUAGAGUACGAUCUCCGGCUGAUGAGGCACCCUCGUUUGCAAGAACGUUGCUUUGGCUGGUAGGAAGGCAGAACAAGGUUGGUAAUCAACUCUAAUAUCAACAAUAUAUGAUAGUUUUUUGCUUAACAUUCUUACAUUCCAGAAAAAUAGAUCAAGAAACAGAAGUUAAAGAUCAUUUGGUUAUAGAUCAGAAAUUUUCCACUUGCAUGUUCCUUAAUGAAAUUGAUGAAUUCUCAUGUAUAUGUUCUCACCACAGGCUAAAACUGGUAUGUAUUGCUAAGUAGAAAUGGUGCAUCAGUUUGAUUUUAAAAGAAAAUUAGCCUUUUUUUGUUUGCUCUGAUGUUAUAAUCGCUUCAUUUUAAUAGAUUAUCAUGGUUUCAUUGAAUGCAUGAGUUGAUCAAUUAAUUAUACUUGAAAGCCACAAAAUUAAGAUGAUAUUUUCAACAAUAUUAUUGGACAUAUUAGACUAAUGUAAGCAAACUGGUUUGAGAGUUAUCAAAAUCUGGACCAAUCUACUAUUAAUUCCAUAGUUCAUAAUUUUUUUUCUAGCUCUGUGCAAACCGAUGCAAACUAAAAAAGAUUUGAUCACUUUUUAUCUACUUUUUUUUUUCUUUUCUUUUGAAACAUUUUGAUUUCUAGAUAUUAUCAUAUAAAUAUCAGUAAUAUUCCUUGGUAAGACAGAUAAGAUCCAUGUCAUCGUUGACUGGAGUAUACAAAGAUCAAACAAUAUUAUUGAUUUGAUGAGGGAUAUAUAAAUCCCUUCAAACAUUAGGAUGAACAGUUGCUAGUUAAGAUUAAGUUUCUUAGAUUUAAAGGGAUCUUCGAACAAAGCAUUGUGAUUGUGAUUGUGAUUGUGUUAACUUGAAAAAGGAGCCAGAAUGAUUGUGAGGGCAAUCGAUGUGCUGCCCAAGUUUUUAUCCACAAGUUAGGAGCCUCAAUUCAUGUUUAAAUAUGAUUCUAUUAAUGCUUAACAGUUGUUGUUUCUCAUUUACAUCUUACAUUCGAAGAGGAAAACCAAAAGAAGAUGCAAUAGUUUCCUCUCAAUUAAUCCCUUUCUCAUCAAGAGCUAAGAAAGUGGAGGAGCUCAUGAAACACAAACCUUCUUCACCUUAUGGUGAAACAAAGGAAUCCAUCAUUGUGCUCAUGUGAUGCAGAAGAGAUCCACAUAGCUAGUGGCCUUUUCAAAAUUCAAACUGUUUCCUUGUGGGGUUUGUUCAUCUCACACCAUCAUAAAUCUGCUGAGGUAGCAGAGGUUGCAAUCUGAGGGUGGUUUGUCACAUGCCUCGGAGUUAAUGCACUUGGCACAACUGUGAUGUGUUGGGGCUUUCAUCCAUUUAUUAGUGGCUGAGGUUGGAGCCCUUCUUUAAUGGCAACUGCUUUGACAAUUAUACUUGUGGAGGGUCACAGGAGAUGUGGGGAUAUGGUGGUGGUGGUGGUGGUGGUGGUGGUGGUGAGUACAGUAUGCCCUUUAAUCCCUCAACACCAGACCCUACCUUCUCCUACCUCAUGUUCUUGUAGCCAACUUGUGUCUUCUCUCUCCUUCGUAUCCAUUCCUCUCAGUCUUUUUCAAUUGCUGACAGACUUUCUUGUUCU
Molecule: messenger RNA, 3565 nt
Organism: Musa acuminata subsp. malaccensis (wild Malaysian banana)
Lineage: Eukaryota; Viridiplantae; Streptophyta; Magnoliopsida; Zingiberales; Musaceae
Source: RefSeq, a predicted model, not a curated record